AUGGCGGUCGAAACCAUACCACGGCAGCCAGCACCACCGCCGGCACCGUCUGACCCCAAGCCCAUCGAGCCGGCGCAGCCAAACCAAGACGAGUUCCCUUCUAUCCUUAAGGGUCGGCGCGUUCUCCUCGCCACCGAAUCCCUAGGGCCGGUCAACGGGGUCAGUCGCACCACGCUCAGCCUCAUAGAAUACCUCCGUCGCAAUGGCGUCCAACUCGCCGUGGUUGCUCCUCAUUCCAAAGAGAGCAGACUCCGACCGAGCGGCAACGGCCUCUCUGAACUGCGUCUGCCUGGCUAUCCUCUGCCCUACAACCCUGAUCUGACCGUGGUCUAUCCUUUCCAACUCGAUGAUGUGUACAAGCGCACGUUCAGUCCCGACGUCGUCUAUCUGGCCAGUCCAGCUUCCACCGGCUUUCAAAUGCUUUUGCAGAUCCGCCAACUCCAAGAGCCUCCGGUCGUCCUCCUGAAUUUUCAGACCGAUCUCUCUGCGUACAGUGAGAUUCUCUUUCCGGGUCCGGUUGCUCGUUUUUCUGUCUGGCUCUUGGCGGUCGUGCAGGGGUUUCUGUUUAGCCAUCGCACGGUCCAUACGAUCUUUUAUCCUUCUUCCGGAAUUCGGCGCUAUCUGGAAAAAGCGGGUGCCCCAUCAAGCCGCAUGGUCCAACUCGGUCGGGGGGUGGACACUACUCUAUUUGAUCCCUCCCGCCGUGAUCACGCAUACCGCGAGGAGCUUGCCCCCAAUGGAGAGAUCAUUUUGGUGUGCGUAUGUCGACUGGCACCUGAGAAAGGCUUCGAAUUCCUGGCCCAAGUGGCCAUCAAGUUGCUUGAAGAGGCCUUUCCUUUUAAGCUCCUCGUGGUGGGGGGCAAUCUCAAUCCGGCGGUGGAAGAUGAGGUGCGUCAGCUUUUCGAUCCGGUCAAAGACAACGUCGUCUUCACGGGCUUUUUGACGGGUGUGAAUCUUGCCCGCGCCUACGCCUCGGGUGACGUGUUCCUGCACUGUUCCAUCACGGAAACAUUUGGUCUGGUGGUCCUGGAAGCCAUGGCCAGUGGUCUUCCUGUCAUUGCCCGUGAUCAAGGAGGUCCAUCGGAUAUUGUGCAAGACCAGCAGACGGGAUACCUGGUACCUCCCCACGAUCUUGAUCUCUUUGCCAGCUUGGUCAAACGUUUGUCCGUCAAUGCUGUUCUCCGUUCCGACAUGGCUGCUGCCGCCCGAAAAUUUACGUGCGAGACGACCUGGGAGAAGAUUAACAGACGUGUUGCAUGGCAGAUAGCCGAGGGAUUAGAAAAGCACCUUCAAAAUGUCCAAGCAAAGAAGAAAAGGCGACCCAUUCGCAAUUGGCUUGUUGCCAGAUAUUACGGAUUUAAGGCAGGCAUUAUCUCACCGAUGGUGGUCAGGUUUCGACUGCACCUAGCCAUCAUGCUGGUCUACUUGGUUUGGAUGAUGGCUGCCGUGGUUUUGAUACUCUAUGGCAACAAGGUUUUCUCCCGCGGCUGGCAUCUAUUGUCGAAUCUUCCUCUGGUGUUGCAGGAGUUUCACUAUCGAACCUUUAAGCAAGGACUUCGAGAUGCAGUUCAGAGAAUGGUCGCAAACCAAUGA
Rhinocladiella mackenziei CBS 650.93 is the source of this 1593-nucleotide messenger RNA. RefSeq lists its product as uncharacterized. NCBI's taxonomy places the organism in Eukaryota, Fungi, Ascomycota, Eurotiomycetes, Chaetothyriales, Herpotrichiellaceae. The record is from RefSeq and is a predicted model, not a curated record. Gene Ontology annotation, molecular function: glycosyltransferase activity. The coding region runs from base 1 to 1593 and encodes 530 amino acids. The transcript has a single exon.